This is a messenger RNA of Musa acuminata AAA Group (dessert banana), 3009 nucleotides long. Its product is annotated as cationic amino acid transporter 9, chloroplastic-like. The transcript has 9 exons. Gene Ontology annotation, cellular component: membrane. Gene Ontology annotation, molecular function: amino acid transmembrane transporter activity. Gene Ontology annotation, biological process: transmembrane transport; amino acid transport. The record is from RefSeq and is a predicted model, not a curated record. Bases 40 to 1710 code for a protein of 556 amino acids. Lineage: Eukaryota; Viridiplantae; Streptophyta; Magnoliopsida; Zingiberales; Musaceae.
UGUCUCUCUCUCUCUCUCUCUCUCUCUCUCUCGGGUGCCAUGGGAUUAAACGACUCUUCUUCCUCUUCCGGCGGCCGGUCCUUCUUCGGCGGCUUCUGGUCCGCCGCCCUCCGGCGAAAAGCCAUAGGGAAUCCAACCGACUCUGUGGCCGGCCAUGGCGGGGGGCUCGUUCGCCGCCUCGGCCUCUUCGAGCUCAUCCUCAUCGGAAUCGGCGCCUCAAUCGGCGCUGGGAUCUUCGUUGUCACCGGUACGGUGGCUCGUGAUGCCGGCCCGGGUGUUGCAAUUAGCUUCGCUCUUGCUGGAGCUGCAUGUGUACUAAAUGCCCUGUGUUAUGCUGAAUUAUCUUCACGCUUUCCUGCUGUCGUUGGCGGAGCAUACUUAUACACUUAUGCUGCAUUUAAUGAACUCAUGGCGUUUCUUGUUUUCAUCCAGUUAAUGCUGGACUAUCAUAUAGGUGCAGCAAGCAUUGCUCGCAGCUUAGCUAGCUAUUUCGUAUCCCUGUUGGAACUUCUGCCUUUCUUAAGGGGACAUUUUCCUAGCUGGAUUGGACAUGGUGGAAUAGAAUUUUUUGGUGGAGUCGUGUCUAUUAACAUAUUGGCUCCUAUCCUUCUGAUACUUUUGACCUUAAUUCUUUGCUACGGUGUCAAGGAGUCAUCAGCAGUGAACUCUUUUAUGACUGCAACAAAGGUAGUCAUUGUCAUUGUUGUCAUUUUCGCUGGUGCAUUUGAAGUUGAUGUAUCAAAUUGGUCACCAUUUGCUCCAAAUGGUUUUAAAGCUGUCAUCACGGGAGCAACAGUAGUAUUCUUCUCUUAUGUUGGAUUUGAUGCGGUUGCUAACUCUGCUGAAGAAUCCAAAAGACCCCAGAGGGACUUGCCUAUUGGUAUUCUAGCAAGCCUUUUUGUAUGUGCAGUUCUCUACAUUGGUGUCUGCUUAGUAAUAACUGGGAUGGUCCCAUACAAGCUUCUUGGUGAAGAUGCUCCUUUGGCUGAAGCUUUUACAGCUAAAGGGUUGAAAGUCGUUUCUGUUUUAAUUAGUAUUGGAGCUGUGGCAGGCCUUGCUACCACCCUUCUUGUUGGUCUAUAUGUUCAGUCUCGAUUGUAUCUUGGGCUUUCAAGGGAUGGUUUGCUACCUUCAGUUUUUUCCAAGGUGCAUCCGUUGCGACACACGCCUAUUCAUUCUCAGGUCUGGGUUGGUCUUGUUGCUGGUAUCAUGGCAGGUCUGUUUAAUGUACACCAGCUUUCUCACAUUCUUUCAGUUGGUACACUGACUGGCUAUUCAGUUGUUUCGGCAUGUGUGAUAACCCUAAGGUGGAAGGACAAAGUUUCCAGUCAAGUUUCUGUGAAGUGCAUUUCGGCCCGUUGUGAAGGCAUCAUAUGUCUUGUUAUAAUUGCUUUCGGUGGUUUUCUAGCUGGACUAUGUUACCGUUUCAGUGGUUCUUUUAUCAUUAUUAUAUUUGCUGUAGCGAUGGCAAUUCUUGGAGCAGUUGCUGUCCAAUUUCGGCAGGAUUAUGCAGAUCCACCUGGUUUCUCUUGCCCUGGGGUCCCCAUUGUCCCUGUUCUUUCCAUAUUUAUAAAUAUCUUCUUGUCUGCACAGCUACAUGAAGAAGGAUGGUACAGAUUUGUCAUAGUGAGCUUGAUCUCAGUUGGCAUUUACGCCCUCUAUGGACAGUAUCAUGCGAAUCCGGGACACAAUGGUUCCAACCCUAUGUGAGCAUCAGAUGUCUGAUAGCACAAGUUUAGUGUUUUUUGACAUUCCGGGUGCAUUAUUUAUUGUUUUUGUUCUCCAUUCAAAUGGUUGAGAAAGAGUCUCCCUCUUUUGAUGUUAAAUUUGUUGUUUUUUUGUUCUCGAUUCAAUUUGUUAUUUUUGCUUGAUUCACUCAACAAAUCUGCCUGCAACUUCUUUGUUAGUUUCAGUUCUAGUGAUCAAACUUGUCCCCCGUUCUCAACGAGCAGCAGGUGGAAAUGACAAGCGGCCUGUUGAUGAACAGAGGAAUCAGAAGCGUGCACGGAAGGUGUUCGCUGGUUUGUCGCUGCUAUGUAGGUACGUCUGGAACCCAAAUUGUACAUGUUCGAUCGGUGCGUUGGGCCUGGCUUCAUUCAUCUUGACCAAUCCAUUUGAGAAUCCACACAAUUACAAACAACGUUGCAACGAUUCCUUAGCUGUUAUCCGUGCUUAGCUUGAUUGGUUGGUAUACUCGUGAUCUAGGGGGUCCUUUUGGUAGAUCUUCUCUAAAGCCCCGGGUGUUCUUCUCAUCCUUGAAGUCAUGCUGAGGUUAGGAACUUGUUCUGGACGCAUGGAUCCCUUUCGACCCACACUAAGGGGCCUUGUCCAUGGUGUUCCAAGAUAGAGAUCUUUGACCUUCAUUUCAUCGAACACAUUAUCUUCAGUGUCUGACGUAUGUUGGGGAGAUGGGGAAGGUCAAGGAUCCAUGGGUGAUUCUAGGAUACCAUUUAGAAGGGUGUGGACAUGCUCAAGCAUUCUCAAACAUAUAUAUUUUUUAUAUAUCAAUAAAAAAUGGUUAGAAAGUAUAUUUAGUUUAGCAUCAGAUUCAAGAAUAAACGAUGUUUCAAGCUAUUUGAUCAUGAGUUCUGCCUUGGGUUUUUUACUAUCAUUAAUCAUACUACAAGGAGGAGAAUGGCAAUAAUAAUUGCUCAUGACAUUUUUUUUAUUAUUUUACAUUGAUUUCAUAUUGUUUAAGAAUUAAUAAAGAAGGCAAAUUAUAGCUGAUGCCACAUCUAUACCUAAAUUUUAGAUAUUUUAGGAGUCUCAAGUUACAGAUGCUACAGAUCUCAACCACUUUAGAUACUUUCUGGUGCAUCAGAAGAAAGCUUGGUUUCCAUGACACUGUACCUCAACUCACCUAAAAGCUCGUGCGUUUGUUAUAGAGCUGUGGUUUCCUAAUGCUGAGAAUCCAAAACAAUGCAUAUCUGCAGCUUUGUUGGCUUGAAUUUGAUGACAACUUUGUACCCUAAUCACUUUAUUGGAAUUUGCAGAAGAGACAAAGUGUGA